UUGAUUUUGUCUCAGCAGGAGAACUUUUGUUCUCAUUGAUACGGGCCAGUCUUAUAAGAACCAGAAGCUUCCAUGGCUUUACAGGGAGACGAUGAUUUCUGGACUCCUCCCUCUGAAUCGGAAUUGAAGAUUCUGAGAGCGCGACGAGAGCGUCAGGACCGAAUCAGUCGUCUCAUGGGAGACUAUUUACUGAAAGGCUACAGAAUGCUCGGAGACAGUUGUGAGUCGUGUGGGACUAUUUUACUACAAGACAAACAGAAGAAGCUGCUGUGCGUUUCUUGUCAAGAACUUGAUUCGGAUACUGAGAAGGACAAUCCAGUCCUCAAUCAUCAGGCAGCUCUGUCUCAGGUGCGAGAGCAUCAGCUUUCUCUCCAGACUUGCCAGGAAAAUCCUCCGGCCCAAGAAGCACAAUCUGUUUCAAUCCCAAAACCAAAGGCUGAUUCUCCUCCAAUCAAGUCUGAUCCUAUCUUGCCAAAUACUGAUGCCAUUGUAUUGGCCGAAAGUGCUGUAUUGGACAAGCUUUGCUGGGCAUCUCACCAGCUCCAAACAACCUCCUCUGUGGAGUUCAGCUCACAGCUUUGUGCACUUAUUGGCUCUUGUGCACAGAGUUUGCGCUUUCUCCGUGACCUCAAUCACUGAUGGACAUAUAAUUCCCUAUUCCAUCACCCCAAAACUCCCCUAUUCCAUCACCCCAAAACUCCUCUUCCACUGAAACAAGCUGUCAUGGCAAUGGGGGACUGGUAUUUGUUGUAAACGGAUACCAUUCUGACCAAUGGCUACUUUAUGUUCAGCAUCACCAGGUUUUAGAAUUGUUACUGUGCAAAUAGACUCCCAUAACAUGUUCUUUCACUGUGUUUUAGUUGACCUGAAAGUGAAUGAAAAGAGAUUUGGGUCAUGGUUUUCCUAUAUUUAAAAACAGAUCUCUUGCCUCCGCUGUUUGCAAAAAUUGCUGCAUAGAUAAAUAAAGGUAUUUAAAGUGGUAA
Molecule: messenger RNA, 983 nt
Organism: Xenopus laevis (African clawed frog)
Lineage: Eukaryota; Metazoa; Chordata; Amphibia; Anura; Pipidae
Gene: znrd2.S
Product: zinc ribbon domain containing 2 S homeolog
Exons: 5
Coding region: 73-639 (188 amino acids)
Source: RefSeq, a predicted model, not a curated record